AUGCCUCAAAUCCAACUUGAUCCGUUUCACGUGAUGAUAGUUUCCAAAUAUUUUGUAUCGAUAUUCGACUACUUCUCUCUUCAACAAGUUUGUAAAAAGUAUUCCACUUUACUAUUUAAAUUCCACUAUAACCCAAUUCCUCUGACUUCAACAACACGAAAAUUCUUUCCAAAUUUAGAAACAUUUCAUGUGUAUUCUCCAAAAGAUUUUACAUUCCCAGAUGAGACCUUUUACAGAAGAAUUAUUUGGUAUCCCACUGCAUACUUAAAUAUAUCAAACUUGACUACUUUUGAAUAUAAAAACAUUACAAUUUCAUAUAAAGAUUUAUUCAAUCAACCAUUUUCAUUAUAUAAAAUUGAUUCAAUUGGCAUUGGCGACAAGUCGGCCAAUCCAACCAAAUUUUGUUUUCACAGUAAUUUAGUCACAAUCCACAGUUCAGUGUUCAGUAAUUGCAUUGCACUCACAUCCGUGUCAUUUCCCCAAACACUCAAGUUUAUCGAUUCAAAUGCAUUUGAAAACUGCAAACUAAAAGAAAUUGUCUUUCCAAAAUCACUGAGUUUUUUAGGUGCAAAUGCUUUCAAAAAUUCCAAAGAAUUAACACGUGUCGUUUUUGAAACUUAUAAUAUUACUAUAAGUAAUUAUUGUUUCUUCGGUUGUCAAAACCUCAAAGUUGUCACUUAUGAAGGCGGCACAAUCACACCUCAAAUGUUUGGAUUACCAUUUUCUGAGAUACCAAAAGGGUUUGUCGGGUAUCGCAUUUUUAGUCAAUGUAACAAUUUGAGUGAAGUGACAUUACCCGACUUCAUUACUUCUAUUAAUGACUGCGCGUUUGAUAAUUGCUCGAAUUUAAAAUCAAUUUGCCUUCCAGAGUGUCUUAAAGUAAUUUCAAAUAACGCAUUUAGUAAUUGCAAAAACCUUCAAAUAAUUAAAACAACAAAAAAUAGCUCAAUAGAUGACGUUGUGUUAUUUCCAAGUCAUUUAAAUGUUAUAAACACCUCGGCCUUUUAUAACUGCAAUUUUAGAAAAAUGGAGUUUGGAAAUAAAAUCAAAGUUAUUGGCGAAGAUGCAUUUUCUUUAAAUACAAAUUUAGAAGAACUUGUUUUUAAUAUAAAAAGGGAAGGUGCAAAUAAAUAA
Messenger RNA from Entamoeba invadens IP1, 1134 nucleotides. RefSeq lists its product as hypothetical. The coding region runs from base 1 to 1134 and encodes 377 amino acids. The record is from RefSeq and is a predicted model, not a curated record. NCBI's taxonomy places the organism in Eukaryota, Evosea, Mastigamoebida, Endamoebidae. The transcript has a single exon.